AUAAAUAAAGACCGAGAUAGAGAAAUAAUCAAGUUGAAGAGAGAGAAGAAGAUAAUUCGCGAACAACCAACACACUGGGACACACACCGGCAGCAGAUUGUUUGAUUGUGCAUACACACAGUACACAGUGUACAGCAUCCUGAACUGAGGAUAUAACAGUUGAUUGCUUCGUAGGCACUUGGCAACUUAAGUAGUGCAACUUUUAGUUUACAAGUAAUACAAGUGUACGUUUAUUAAUAUACUAGUUUAUUUAUAUUUUAUAAUAUUUAAAUAAUGUUCAUUACUAUUUUAAAUCUAUGAGUACAGUCAGGGUUUAACGAGAGACGCUUGAGGAAGGCGUCUAAGAAGGUGGGACAUGCUACGGAGACGGAGCUAGAAUACUCCAGGUGAUGGUUUGUCGAGGGCUAAACCCAAGUAACAGUGGAACAGUAUUUUUAAAAUAAAUAAAUAAAAAAGGAGUAAGGAUACAAGGGCCGGAGGGCAAACUGUACACGCCCGGCUGUCAUAAACGCGGUGUCCUAACGUAGACGCCAUGUUACGGAUUCGCGUGUCGAUGGCGAGUGUUUCUGUGUUUUUAUUCUUGUGUUAUGUCAUCAGAAUUGUUUCCACAAAUGAGCUCAAUGAAACCACCACUAAGAUAACGGAAGUUGUUGAAACGCAAAAUGUACCAUUUGCUAGCAUAGAAAUAGAAGCAUCACAACAAUUGGACGGUAUUGAAGCUGGUAGUACACCUUCUUUUAUAUGUAAACUUAGUGAACCUAGUCAUAUUUGGUGGACAUUUAGUGAUAAAAAUGUUACGACAAUUAAUGAGUCUGACUACAGAGCGAGGUUUGAUUUGAAAAUUGCAAGUAGAAAAGAUUCGGGUAAUUAUACUUGCAAAGCUAAGACUUAUGGUGGGGAACUGUUAGAAAAAACAAUUUCUAUCAGAGUUGUAGAACCCGGUAAAACUGAAGCAACUCAGGAUAUUUGGGUAAAUGCAACAGCCCCAGUAAUUUUAACCUGUCAUAUUUAUGGUUUUCCUCUCCGUAAUUUCACUUGGAUAAAAGGAAAUAAUUCCGAGAGUAUCGAAGAUCUGAAGGAGCAGACACACGUGACGAAAGUCAAUGAAACUUAUUAUGUUUCGAUGUUAAAUUUUACACGCGUGUACAGAAAUGACAACGGAACGUACUCGUGUUUGGCUUACGAUUUUAAUAGUUUAGUAGUAGGUCUGAGAAAUCUUUUUGUCGUUGACGUGCCUCAAGUAAACAUUGACUUUAUAAAAGCUGUUGGUGCUGAUAAAAUAUACCUUAAUUGGACAGUUAAUGAUGGCAAUAAGCCGAUAUUACACUACAAUGUUAAGUUUAGAAAUAAUGUAACAAAUGAUAUUGUUUAUUAUCGUGAAAGAAUUGACGGUAUUAAUAAGAGUUAUGUACUUAAAGGUUUUGAUAAAGCAACGACUUAUCAAAUAAGUAUUGAAGCUACUAAUGAAGUAGGUGUAUCUCAAGUCUAUACUGACCAACGAUUGAUAACGACCUUGACAGAGGAUCCAGUGUUCGUACCCACAGGUAUUGUCAAAGGUAUCACUGAAGGCUCAAUAACCCUGGGUUGGACUCCACCUCCACCGGCGCUAAAAGAACACGUCCAUUAUUACAAUCUCAUGAUUAUUCAUGAGAACGAAAAAAAAGAAGCUGUACAUCACGCGCAGUCGGGAUUUAAAGAACAUGCGUUCACAGAUCUCAGACCAGCAACAACAUAUCAAUUCAAAAUAGCGGCUUGCAGUUAUUACACUCAGCAAUGUGGUAAUUGGAGCGCCGAAAUAAAUGGGACUACUAUGGAUGGUGUUUGCAGUGCGCCGCAAAAUUUUACAGUAUCCUGUCACUAUGACAAAUUAACCCGUACAAGUUUUGUCUCGUUAACUUGGGCUCCACCGGCUAUUUUAAAUGGAGUUAUCACACGUUAUCAGUUAGAUUUGUCGGGGAUUUCACACUAUCGUGAUGAUCGUUCAAGAUAUCAGAUAGAUCGUUGGGGUCCAUUUAGUCACAACACCCGAGAGAAUGAUCAUAGCUGGGAAUUUCGAAGUGUACCGUCUAAUACAAAUUAUACUGCGCGUAUUUAUGGAGUGACUAGAGUUAAAACACCGGGUAAAGAAGCUAUUGGUAACUGUACGAUGCCAGGAACGAUACCAGACCGUGAUGAUUUGAAUGCACGAAGUUGGCGUAAAAUUGAAAAUGAAGGGAGACAUUUAUUUAAGAUAAAUCUUCCUCGUAUAUCUGAAAGAAACGGCCCAAUUUGUUGUUACCGUGUAUUUUUAGUAAAACUCGCGCCUUAUAAAACUUGGGCAGAUCUUCCGCCGCCAGAAGAACUGGAAAUAAAUUCAUAUCAUUAUGCUCACAUGUCCCCGGCGGGGGGUGCGUACGUUGCCGAGAUGUUCGACACUGACCAUUUGAUAUCGGAAAUUUUUCUUGGUGACGGUCAUACUAAUUAUAAUGGAAGCUCUGCUUGCAAUAAUUGUAUUGGAUUACGUCCCAAACCUUCGCCAUCAUUACGUCUUAUUCCUGAAGUGCCAAUACUUAUAAAUAUAACCAGUUUGCCUGCAACUACUACCACCACAACGACCAUGACUACUUCUACGACGACUUCUACGACACCAGCAACGACAACAACAACAACUACGAUCACCACUACUACAACUGCUAAAGCUGAGACGACAACUACAUUAACUCAGACAACUCUAUCAACAAAUAGUAAUUUAAAUUUAAAUACAAUUACAAAUCAAUUGGAAAGUUUAACGACAGUUGCUACUAGACGUAAACGUGAUAAUUCUGUUGGUGAUAAUAUGCUAAUUGAAAAUACUCAAGAUUCUGGACAAUAUUUUCCGAUUGAUGGUUUUCUUGAUGAACAGUCAAAUUAUACGGCGUUUAUUGAAGUGACUGUUUACGGUGGCCAAGACGGGCAAGUAAUACCAGCGUACAGUGGAUAUUUAAAUACAUUAUUCGGAGGCUUAGAACCUCGUGCUAUGGUAACUGAACAGGGAGGUCCACUUGGAGUAAUACUUCAAGUAUCCGUUGCACUGAUACUUAUUGUUAUAAUUCUCCUAGUCGCGCUGUGUGCCCUUCACAGAUACACUAAACGCGCAGAACAAAACGGUGAGGAAAAUAUAAAUCUGAGAAACAGCAUCAGGCAUCUCUGCAGGAGCUUGAGAGGAAGACAUCAGCUUGUAGCAGCCAGUCCACCGGAUAUGCCGCCUAUACCUAAAAAUGAAUUACUCCAAGCUUACGUUGAACGUCAUCGUGAUUCUGAUUAUGGGUUUCAACAUGAAUUUGAAUUAUUACCCGACAGAUUUACCGAUCGUACUACUCGAGGUUCUGAGGCUCGUGAAAAUCUUUACAAAAAUCGGUACCCGGAUAUCAAAUCUUACGACCAAACUCGGGUGCGACUGUCGUUAAUUGAUGGCAUUAUUGGCUCGGAUUACAUAAAUGCAAACUUUGUUCUUGGUUAUAAAGAGAGAAAAAAAUUUAUUUGCGCACAAGGGCCUAUGGAUAAUACUGUUUGUGAUUAUUGGAGAAUGAUUUGGGAGCAGCAUCUUGAGUUGAUAUUAAUGUUGACAAAUCUUGAAGAGUAUUCUAAAACAAAAUGUGCUAAAUAUUGGCCAGAUAAAGAUGAAACUAAAAACUUUGGUGAUAUUACCGUUGAACAUGUGAGACAAAGACCAUUUUCAGAUUACGUUGUACGUGAGUUAAAAAUGACUAAAGUCGGCGAACGUGAUUCUAGAACAAUUGUCCAGUAUCACUUUUUAGUUUGGAAAGAUUUCAUGGCACCUGAACAUCCCCAUGCUAUUCUUAAAUUUAUAAAACGUAUUAAUGAAGCCUAUUCGCUGGAAAAAGGGCCUAUACUUGUUCACUGUAGUGCUGGUGUAGGCAGAACUGGUACACUUGUUGCUCUAGAUUCUUUACUUCAACAACUUGCUGAUGAAGGUCAAGUUUCUAUUUUCAAUACUGUUUGUGAUCUUCGGCAUCAACGUAAUUUUUUGGUACAAUCUUUGAAGCAAUAUAUAUUUAUUUAUCGUUCUUUAAUGGAAAUGGCGACUUAUGGUGAUACGGAAAUUCCACUGGGACAAUUAAAAGCGACUGUGGAAAAAUUAAGACAGAAAGAAAAUGGAAAAGACAAGUCUCGAAUGGAAGAGGAGUAUGAUGAUCUUGUAACACAAACGCAAAAAAUAAGUUCUGUUUUAGAAGAACGUAAAUCAUUUUCAGUUGGCAGUGGUGACGAAAAUAGAAUUAAAAAUAGAAGUGAAUUAGUUAUACCUUAUGACCGUAAUCGCGUCAUAUUAACUCCUAUACCAGGGCGUGAACACUCAACAUAUAUUAAUGCGUCAUUUAUUGAAGGAUAUGAUAAUUUUGAAUCGUUUAUUAUAACCCAAGAUCCCCUGGAGUCAACAAUUGCCGACUUUUGGCGGAUGAUUUCCGAACAAUGUAUUUCAACGAUUGUAAUGUUGUCUGACUUAAAUGAAGGAGCAAGAAAAUGUCCGAGAUAUUGGCCAGAAGACGAGGCUGUGUAUGAACACAUAAGAGUGUCUUACAUUCAGAGUGAAAGUUGUCCGUACUACACUCGGCGUGAGCUUUGUGUAGCAAAUACUAAAACUGAUGAGACAACAGUAGUAACGCAAUAUCAGUAUCACGGUUGGCCGACGGUUGAAGGUGAAGUACCGGAAGUAACUCGUGGGCUUAUUGAACUUGUUGAUCAAACAACUUCAACAGAUGUUGAAACAACAGUACCAAUUGUCGUCCAUUGUAGUUUUGGUUCGGAUAGAAGUUCGAUGUUUGUUGCUCUUAGUAUAUUAGUACAACAAUUAAAAACAGAAAAACGUGUUGAUGUUUUUACGACAACGAAAAAACUCAGGUCACAGAGACAUGGCAUGAUUAGCAGCUAUGCGCAGUAUGAUUUUCUUCACAGAGCAAUUAUGAAUUACGCAGAUCUACAUAAUUUAACUGAAGAUUUAUCUAAUUCAUAAUAAUGUAACAGUGACAUUUAUUCAUAUUCCAAAAGACUGAUCUCAUCAUUUUCUUGUUUACGUAAGUCAUUAUUCGAUUUACAAUGAACGGAAUUUUUAAUCAUUAUUAUAGUAAUUAUAAUAAUAAUAAUUAUAAUGAAACUAAAAGUCAUUAUUAAAUGUAUCAUUAAUGGAACAACCAAAUAUCGAGCAUCUGAAAUAUUUUCGUGCCUGAAAAUUAAAUGUGAUUAAUUUUUGAGUUCCAUUUUAUCAAUGAUACAUAAUUUAAUCAGUCUUUUUAUAUUUAUUAUUAAUUAUGUCAGUCUUUUUACAACUCAUUAAAUAUUUUUAACCGAAUUUACAUUUACCCAGGUACGUAUUCAUGAGCAUACGUGCAGUAAAUGACCACACGGGUGAUGAAAAAUUAUAAACGGUAAAAAUAUUUUUAAAAAAAUAUCAGAAAAUUUAUUAUUUCAGCUGUGCUGUUACAAAUAAAUUAAAAUAUUAAUUACUAAUAAUAAUAUUAAUAAUAAUAAAUGUAUGAAAGAUAAAUGUGAAUGUAUGUUUUUGUAUACAUAAUUUUUUUAAUGAGUGCAAUUGUGCGUUUUCGUGAUGGAAAAUGUAAUUAAAAAGCUUCGGCAUUAUUUUGUUAGCUAAAAUUUUCAUACUGACACUGGGAGUAAAGUUUAAGUAACAAUAACAAUAUGUUGUUAAAUGACUGUCAUUAAAAAAAUCGUAAUUUUUAUUAUUGCCAUAAAAUAACACAUUCAUCGUAAAUUGUAAAUAAUUAUACAUAUUAAAAAAUAUACAAUAUAAAUUUCGUGAUUGUCAGAUUUAUACAUUAAUAUUAUAUAAAUAUAUAUAUAAAUAUAAUGGGUCUGAUUAAAUGAAAAUAUUGAGUAUGCGUGCGUGCGACGGAUUAUUCAUGUAUUAGUAUAUAUUUUUUUUUAAAUGUUUUUUUUUUAAUAAGAAAAAAAUAAAUAGAAAUAAUAGGGAAAGACUGAUAGUGUAAUUAUGAAAUUCGAAUUAUUUUCGAACUUUAAUUACACAGCCAUUUUUUACGGAGUCUCCCAGACGAGCCCCUUUUUACAAGAGCUCAGUUACGAAGCACAAAUGAGAGCUUUAUUAUUUUUUUUUUAAUUAUAUACAAUAAAUAAAUGGUCACAUUUUUAUACGACUAAAAUUAUAUGAAAUUUAAAAACAACGACAUGUAUUUCGAAUUUACUAUUAAUUAAUUAAUUAGACAUUUUGUCAUUAUUAAUUUUUUUUUGCGUCUAUUGUUAAUUAUCACAAUUGGGGCUUGUUCAGAAACACACUCUGGAAGAGAAAAUAUUCAAUUCCUGCGUUCAGAAAUAUCCUCUGGUCGAACCAGAGGUGCGAUUUAACAUUACAAAGGUACUAAUCACACCUAGAUAGGUAAUUUUUCACCUCCAGAGUGUAUUUCUGAACACGCCCUUAUUGUAUAUUUGCUAUAAAUGUUUUUGUUUUUUAUUUGUUCAUUGUUUUCUAGUCAAUUAAAUAACUCCAGCACGCGCGCUGCUAAAAAUAAUUAUAUAUAUUUAUAUAUAUAUAGUAAUUGGUCUUUUUUAAAUGAGAGACAAUCGUAAUAUCAUUUUUACUACCAAGCAUCGAUAAUAUUUUUAUCGCUUAUAAAUUAUAUCAUUUAAUUUUAUUAUUAUUUCAUGCUUUUCAUUCCAUUUAUUUCGUCUGUUGCGCGGUCAAUAAACGCGAUCAUUUUUUUUUUUUAACACUUUUUUUUAAUGUAUACAAUACCUAAUAUAAUUAGCUCAUAUUUAUAAUGUUAUCUCAAUUACACAAAACAUAUAUGUAAAUGAUAUAUAUAAUACUUGAGGUAAACAGUUGUAUUUUCAUACUGUUAUGCUUUUUAUACCACAAAGUUGCUAAUUUAUUGUCUAAUUCACUAGGUUUUGUUUUAUUUUAUUUUGUUCAAUUAUUUUUUAACCCACCAAUAAAGGUGAUUAAUUGUAUAAAAUAAUUAUAUUAACAUUUACGUUACAUUUUAAUGCAUGCCUGAAUAAAUUACCUCGUUAAAAUACAUACAGCCUUUUUAUAAAAAUAAAUACAACAAAAAACUAUAGAUCUGCUUUAUGUGUUGCCAUAUGUGCUAUCAUUCAACUGCUGGUAAUUCAUUUUUAUAUAUAUUUAUAUGUAAACAUGUAUGUAUAUUAGACUGUCAAAUAAAAUCGAUUUUUUUUUCGGCCCCAUACGAAAGUUACGUCGAAUGUAACAAAAAAAUUGGGUACCAAGUUGUGGUCAUCCACAAAACGCGCGCUCGCUUAAAUAAAAUUUCCCAUGUACAGAACAUGGGAAAAAUUUUUUUUCACUUUGAAAUUUUAUUGAAAUGACCGGAUAUUUUUUUAGAAAAUCGCUGUGCAAAAAAGAUCUCAAUUUUUUUUAAAAUCUAACAGAUCAAAAGUUACUUUUUUACGAAAGUUUCAGUUUUUUUCUCGAAUAAUUAAUUUGUGAAACUGUAAUUUUUGAAGUGUGAAAUUAAAAAAUUAUUAAAUAACAUCCUGAUUGCAAAAAAAAAUUAUCUACAAGCUCCUGUGACACUUUGCAAUGAUACUGAUAAUUUUGCGGGAAAAAUUUGAAUUCAAACUUAAAUAACUUUUGAAAAGUUGGAUUUAUAAAAAAAUUGUAAGAGACCUUUUUUGUAGAGCAUUCAAUUAUCUACAAAAAUAUGUAUGGUCACUUCAAUUUAUUGAUCCGUUAACGAGUUAAUUUCAAAGUUCAAAAAAAAUUUACUAUGUUUUUUAAAUGGGAAAUCUUAUAAGUGAGCGCGCGUUUUGUAACUGAGGGAGGGCCGAAUUUGAUACCCAAUUUUUUUCAUGUUACAGACAAUGUAAUUUUUGUAUGGGACAAAAAAAAUCAAUUUUAAAUGGACAGUCUGAUAUAUACAUAAAGUAUUGUAAAUUAAUUUUUUUUUUUUACUGUAAAAUUAAUAAGUUAUUGGAAUGUACUAUUCCUGUCUGAUUCUAAAAGUGUAGAAAAAAAAUCUAAAGGCUCUAAAACGAAUGUACAAUAAUCAGUAUUUAUGCUUGUGAAUAUUUUGUUAACCGCAAAUUUAUGAGCCCCAAGGAAUAUUAAAUAAAUUACCAAUUGAAAAAAAAAAAAAAUGGUUAUUACGGAGACCAGAUCGUCUCUUUAUCAUAAAAAAAUUCAUUAAAAUUUUAUUUAGCAGUAUUAAUAUGAUCAAGAAAUGGCAGAAAUGAAAUAAUGAAACUAAAAAAUGCUACUAGUUGACGCAUUAAUUAAUGCGAGAUUCUUCAUUUGUGCGUACAAUUAUUUAUAAAUAAUGAAUUUAAAUAAAAUGGUGAAUCUCUACCUCAUCUUAGCGAUCAGUAAUCAGAUUUUUCGAUCAACUCGAAAGUAACUCAAUAAUUUUUUAUAAAUUUAAUUUUUUCUUCUUAUAUUCGAAAUAUAUUUUCUUGUACUCAACAAAUGAAGAAUUAAGUGGCAUUAUUUGCUAUGAAUAAAUAAAUAAAUAAAAUAUACAAAUGAUAGUAACACCGAGUGAAAUAAUAAUUGUAAAUGUAAAGAGAAAAAAUAACGAAAGGACAAAAGAUAAAAAUCGACUGAGCAAUUUUCAUUGCUUGUAUUUUUCUCUUUUUUGUUUACGUGAUUAAUCAAUACAGUGGAUUUGUGAAAAAAAAAAAAAGUUGAUAAUUAACUAAAAUAAUUAUUUCACAUAUUGUUGUCACGUGUGCGAGAACGCUGGAGAGUUUUGUAAAGUAACGUUUUUAAAACAAUUUAAAAAAUAAAUAAAUAUUAAUUAUAAGACAAAAAAA
Molecule: messenger RNA, 8778 nt
Organism: Microplitis mediator
Lineage: Eukaryota; Metazoa; Arthropoda; Insecta; Hymenoptera; Braconidae
Gene: Ptp69D
Product: tyrosine-protein phosphatase 69D-like
Exons: 9
Coding region: 533-4990 (1485 amino acids)
Biological process (GO): protein dephosphorylation
Molecular function (GO): protein tyrosine phosphatase activity; protein binding
Source: RefSeq, a predicted model, not a curated record